Malaya genurostris is the source of this 630-nucleotide messenger RNA. RefSeq lists its product as uncharacterized. The coding region runs from base 142 to 558 and encodes 138 amino acids. NCBI's taxonomy places the organism in Eukaryota, Metazoa, Arthropoda, Insecta, Diptera, Culicidae. The transcript has 3 exons. The record is from RefSeq and is a predicted model, not a curated record.
UGGUGUCGUUUCCCGCAGCAGCAAAUAAAGAAAAAGAAGCAGAAGUGUUUGUUUACCAGCAAAACUGAACAGUGCUUCCUCCCAACAUUGUAGUUUUAGGACGAUUUAUAUCAGUACAAAAUAAAUGCAAGAGUCAGAUCAAUGGCAAAGCGAAAUAUUGCAUAUAUAAAACCAGAGGAACCUGAUUUCCUCAAACGAAUGAAAGCACAAAUUGGAUAUCGUGAAGGACCUACGGUCGACACCAAGCGACAACAUAUACAGAAUCUUGAAGAUUCCGAGGAUGAGGAUAGAGAAGAACGGGAAGAUGAAAAACCUCAGGUAGUGGUUUUAAAGAAUGGCGACUUAACGGCCGAAGAAGCCGCCAAAAUCGAAAAAGAGGAAUCUGAAAAACCCGCUGAUCUAAAUCAAAGGGUCGUGUUUAAAUCGAAAAAAUCUAAGGCUGGUGGCAGCGUAGACGACGAGCAGGUACUGGAUCGCAAAUCGAAAAAGAAUAAACAACAAGAAGCCAAAAGCAAGCUUUCUUUUGGCGAUGACGAUGAAAAUGAGGACGAUGUGUAGUACGUAUGAUAAGAAAACUUAAAAUCUAUUUUACAAUAAAAAAAUAAAAAUGAAUAAAAAGUUAAAAACUUA